Messenger RNA from Pelobates fuscus (common spadefoot toad), 4814 nucleotides. RefSeq names its product SLIT and NTRK like family member 4 (gene SLITRK4). NCBI's taxonomy places the organism in Eukaryota, Metazoa, Chordata, Amphibia, Anura, Pelobatidae. Gene Ontology annotation, molecular function: protein binding. Gene Ontology annotation, biological process: positive regulation of synapse assembly; axonogenesis; regulation of presynapse assembly. The record is from RefSeq and is a predicted model, not a curated record. The transcript has 2 exons. Gene Ontology annotation, cellular component: membrane; glutamatergic synapse. Bases 602 to 3106 code for a protein of 834 amino acids.
CCUUUCAGCCACACUCAGCCUCCUUCCCCCCUCCCUCCUCUCACAGUCUCACACAGCCUCACACAGCCUGCAUGCACGUUCUCGAGAGAUGUGGUAACACAUCUUUACAGGGAACCAACCCGGUCAAACACUGGGGGUCCCCCCCUUCUCCUUCCAUCCCUACUGCAGCUCAGACACAGGAGCACCUCAUCAGCCAGGACUUACCCAAGACCUUCCUAGCUAGUGAGCUCAGCAUCUCCUAACUCCUGGGUACCACUUUAUGUGGAGACGUGCUACCUGUUUCUCCACAGAAAGGAUUGAGGAUCACAGCAGAAGAACAUUCUUCUCACAUUAUCCAGACAGAAGAGAGAACCCAACAUCACUCCUUUAUUCCCCCAGAAGCCAGCAGUCAUGAUUCCUGCCUCAGGAACCCUCUCUAAAAGCUCUAGCUCAUCAUCAGAAGUGGAGAUCUGAUUAAGAAGAGCACCCAGCAGGAUCAGGGACCAUGCUGCGGCAAAGCAUUGCGGUACUAAUCAGCACUAUCGCAAAGCUCAGACAUUUGCCAUUGAUAUUAUAGACGAUUCCCCCCAGAAGCCUGAGAGCGUUUUGUCCCUGCCAGAAGAUGUUUGUGUGGCUCUUCCUGUUUCUCACCACCCCAAUCUCCUCCACCAACCCGGACUCUGAGCUCUCCCUAGAGAUCUGCAAUGUCUGCUCUUGCAUAUCGGUUGAAAAUGUGCUCUAUGUCAACUGUGAGAAGGUGGCAGUCUACAGACCAAAUCAGCUUAAACCCCCUCUUUCUAAUUUCUACCAUCUCAACUUUCAGAACAACCUGCUCAUCAUCCUUUAUCCCAACACCUUCCUCAACUUCACACAUGCAGUAUCACUGCAACUGGGCAACAAUAAACUGCAGAACAUCGAGGGAGGAGCAUUCCAGGGGCUCAGUGCAUUAAAACAGUUGCACUUGAACAACAAUGAAUUAAAGGUCCUGAGGGCUGACACAUUUCUGGGCAUUGAGAAUUUGGAGUAUCUCCAGGCUGACUACAAUUUAAUCAAGUAUAUUGAACGGGGAGCCUUCAAUAAACUUCACAAGCUUAAAGUCCUUAUUCUAAACGACAAUCUGAUUUCUUUUCUCCCUGACAAUAUAUUUAGGUUUGCCUCCCUAACCCAUUUGGACAUUAGAGGAAAUAGGAUCCAGAAGAUGCCAUACAUAGGUGUUCUGGAGCACAUUGGGAGGGUGGUGGAACUUCAGUUGGAGGACAAUCCUUGGAAUUGUACAUGUGAUCUGUUGCCCCUGAAAGCUUGGUUGGAAAACAUGCCCUAUAACAUCUACAUUGGAGAAGCUAUAUGUGAGACGCCAAGUGAUUUGUAUGGUAGGUUAUUAAAGGAGACCAAUAAACAGGAACUGUGCUCUAUGGGCAUUGGUAGUGAUUUUGAUGUGCGUAUUUUGCCCCCAUCCAUGGAAACAACAUUCACUACUCCUGGGGGGAACACUGCACAAACAUCACAAGGCAGGUUGGUUACUAAGCCUCCUAAGACCACCAAUCCAUCCAAGAACUCUGGAAUAGUGUCUGGCAAAUUUGUCUCUAACCACACUCUGAGUCAGAUAGUGUCCUUUCAAACCAGGGUGCCUCCUCUAUCACCCUGCCCAUCGCCAUGUGUUUGUAAAACUCACCCUUCUGAUUUGGGAUUGAGUGUAAAUUGCCAGGAAAGAAAUAUUGAGUCAAUGGCUGAACUUGUCCCUAAACCUGUCAAUGCAAAGAAAUUGCAUGUUAAUGGCAAUUUCAUCAAAAACGUAGCACAAUCGGAUUUUGCAGAAUUUGAUGGUCUGGAUUUACUCCAUUUAGGCAGUAAUCAACUGACUUCUAUUCAAGGAAACGUGUUCAAUAACCUGACAAAUUUAAGGAGGUUGUAUCUAAAUGGGAACCAACUGGAACGUUUAAGUCCUGAGAUAUUUGCUGGUUUGUACAACCUGCAGUAUCUUUACCUGGAAUACAAUGUCAUAAGGGAAAUUUUGGGAGGGACAUUUGAGUCCAUGCCAAACCUCCAACUGCUUUAUCUAAAUAACAAUCUUCUGAGAAGUUUGCCUGCUUAUAUUUUUUCUGGAGUGCCCCUGGCCAGGCUCAAUAUAAGGAAUAAUCAUUUCAUGUACUUGCCUGUAAGUGGCGUUCUUGACCAGCUCAGGUCUCUGACACAGAUUGAUCUUGAAGGAAACCCUUGGGACUGCACAUGUGAUCUGGUGGCUCUGAAGCUUUGGUUGGAGAAACUGAGUGAAGGAAUUGUCAUGAAAGAGGUGAAAUGUGAAACACCUGUGCAGUUUGCAAAUAUUGAGCUGAGAUCCUUAAAAAACGAAAUUCUCUGUCCCAAACUGAUUAACAAGCCACCCACCCAGUAUACAAGCCCUCUCCCAGCUGCCACCCUAACCACUCCACUGGGUCCUAUGAAAAGUCCACCAGGUGGACCUGUUCCGUUAUCUAUUUUGAUCCUCAGUAUUUUAGUAGUGCUAAUUUUGACAGUGUUUGUUGCAUUUUGUCUUCUUGUUUUUGUGUUGAGAAGAAAUAAAAAACCAUCAGUAAAGCAUGAAGGGAUUGGAAAUCAAGAGUGCAGCUCCAUGCAGCUACAGCUAAGGAAACAUGAUCAGAAAGCACUUAAGAUGGAUGGUAUAUCUGCAGAAACCUUUUUUCCACAGACUAUUGAGCAGAUGAGCAAAAGUCAUACAUGUGGCAUUAAAGAUUCUGAAGUAGGAUUCCCAUUUGUUGACCACCAGGGGGGGAAAGUAAAUAUAAGGAAUUUAACUGACAAGGAUAAAGAUUUGCAUGCUGAUAGAAAGAGACUUAGCACAAUAGAUGAAUUGGAUGAAUUCUUUCCGGGAAGAGACUCAAAUUUAUUUAUUCAGAAUUUUUUAGAAAGUAAAAAAGAAUACAAUAGCAUAGGAGUCAGUGGUUUCGAAAUACAUUAUCCAGAAAAGCUACAGGACAAAAAAUGCAAGAAAUCUUUAAUAGGUGGAAAUCACAGUAAAAUUGUAGUAGAACAGAGAAAAAGUGAAUAUUUUGAACUGAAAGCAAAGCUUCAAGGCACACCUGAUUAUUUACAAGUCCUUGAAGAGCAAACAGCAUUGAGCAAAAUGUAGGGCUUGCCAUGUAAACACCACUACAGACAAUUAUUAAAUGAUGUAAGUGCCUUUUGUAGACUUUUCACUUCCAAAUAUUAUCUAUAGGCAUAGAUUCAGGUGAUUUCAGGAGUGUCCAGUUGCUUAGGGGUGCACAUGUUGAAGACAUUCCCUUGUAGGGAUUACUUCUCAGAGCUGCUUCAUUCUGGAUUUCUCUAGGACUGCACCAGACACUAUUGCCAAAGGGAUACUUUAUAUUAUGACAAACAUAAUUCACCUCAACUGAAAGAGGCAUCUAUUAUCUACUGUAUAUUUUGUACCCAAAUGCAAAACUCCUGUCUCCAUGUGAUUGGUUAUUCAAAAAAAAAAAAAAAUAAGAAAAAAAAAAACAGUGAUUGUUUUUCCAUGUUCCUCUCAAAUGGAUAAAGCUGGUGAAAAAUGAAGAUUAUUGUUUAGGUCGAAAAGAAUGUUUAAAGAUGAUCAGAGAUGGUCAAGUAAAAAGCAUGCAAAAGGACAUCAGCUCAUGUAAAUCGGUAACAUGUAUGACCUUUUAUCUAAAAACAAGAAUUAAUCAUGUCAAAAUGUGAAAAUUCAGUAUAACUUGCUUUACAAAUCUAUAAAUAAAUUCAGUCACUUGAAAUCAUACUUGGCUACACGUAAAAAAAAAAAAAUAGAUAAAUAUGUUUAUUUAACAGGAUACGUUUUAGCAAAAAUGUGAAUCAAAUUAAGCAAAGUUAAAAAAAAAUAAAUAAUAAAUCAAUCAUUUUCAUUAUUUGCAAUCAAACAGGUUGCAGGAACUUUCCAGGUAUGCUUGCUAUGUGAGCGGAUUCUAAAGUAUUUUUUUAAAUAGAAUUCAUAUAUAUGAAAUACUUUGUAUACUAAAUAGAAAUCUAUGUAAUCCUUAAUAUGUAUUUAAAUGCCUGACUUGUUUCUGUGAUCACAAUGCAUUAAUCUUUAAAGUUAAACAUUCAGAUAUACCAAACUGAUACAGGAAAUGAUGUGUACACUUGACUUGAUUUAAUGUGAUCAGGUAAAAUAAAGGUUGUCCAACUAUAGUCGUGUGAGUGGUAGAAUGCUAUGUUCUGAUUUCAAUUUAUUCUUCUCAGUUGUGUUUGUAAGAGAACAAUAUUGACUGUUUUUGUUUAUUGUGAUAGCUUAUUAUCAGGCAAUAGGAAUGAACAGAAAUGUAAAAAUUUCUGUAAUUGAACCCCAUGCUUAGGACAUAAAAUAUUAACCUGCUAGUCACCGUGUUAUAUCAGGCAUUUCAUGAUAUAAAGGGUUUGCUCUAAUUCCCAAUCUCAAAAUGGAUAACAGAAACACCUUGGGCUUAUUAUCAAAAUGGCAGGACUGAUUAAAAAAAAAUACAAUAUGUUUGUUUUUAGGGAAUUCAGAUUGCAGCAAGACUGACAUAUUAAAAUUGAAAAGCAACACUGAAAAAAAUAUGUAUGUUAAUAUGGUUGUUAAUCCAAAUAUGACCAUUAACAAUCUGUUUUUUUUCUGGCUAAAACAUAUAUCUCUCAGUGGUCUAUUUCAGUACUUAUUUGUGCAUUAAUUAUGGUAAAAUAACAAGUAUGUGUUCAGUGAAUAAUAUGUUAAACGAUGAUUAGAUUGUGUCUGUUGUGAGUUUUAAUAGUGUUUUGAGGAGGACCAUAAAAUUAAUUGACAAGCUUCAAAAUGAUCUAGAAUGCCAUUUCUUUCCCCAUCUUAUUCUAGGUGCUCAUUUUUGUUC